AUAAUAAAAGGGAACUUUCCAGAACGCUCGGUGAGACGCGGAGGAGCGGCGGCUACCCGAGCUGCGCCCAGCAACGCGCUCCUUCCCGCUCCCCCACAUCGGCCUCGGCCCUCUCACCGGCUGUAGAAAAUGGUGAAAGAAACCACUUAUUAUGAUGUUUUGGGGGUCAAACCCAAUGCCACCCAAGAAGAACUGAAAAAGGCCUACAGGAAACUGGCUUUGAAGUACCACCCUGAUAAGAAUCCAAAUGAAGGAGAGAAGUUUAAACAGAUUUCUCAAGCUUAUGAAGUACUCUCUGAUGCAAAGAAAAGGGAAUUAUAUGACAAAGGAGGUGAACAGGCAAUUAAAGAAGGUGGAGCUGGUGGUGGUUUUGGCUCCCCUAUGGACAUCUUUGAUAUGUUUUUUGGAGGAGGAGGAAGAAUGCAGAGAGAAAGGAGAGGUAAAAAUGUUGUGCAUCAGCUCUCAGUAACCUUAGAAGAUUUAUAUAACGGUGCAACAAGAAAACUAGCUCUGCAAAAGAAUGUGAUUUGCGAUAAAUGUGAAGGCCGAGGUGGUAAGAAAGGAGCAGUUGAGUGUUGUCCCAAUUGCCGAGGUACUGGAAUGCAAAUAAGAAUUCAUCAGAUAGGACCUGGAAUGGUUCAGCAAAUUCAGUCUGUGUGCAUGGAGUGCCAGGGCCAUGGGGAACGGAUCAGUCCUAAAGAUAGAUGUAAAAGCUGCAAUGGAAGGAAGAUAGUUCGAGAGAAGAAGAUUCUAGAAGUUCAUAUUGACAAAGGCAUGAAAGAUGGCCAGAAGAUAACAUUCCAUGGUGAGGGAGACCAAGAACCAGGACUGGAACCAGGAGAUAUUAUCAUUGUUUUAGAUCAGAAGGAUCAUGCUGUUUUUACUCGGCGAGGAGAAGACCUUUUCAUGUGUAUGGACAUACAGCUGGUUGAAGCACUGUGCGGUUUUCAAAAGCCAAUAUCUACUCUUGACAACCGAACCAUUGUCAUCACCUCUCAUCCAGGUCAAAUUGUCAAGCAUGGAGAUAUCAAGUGUGUGCUAAAUGAAGGCUUGCCAAUUUAUCGUAGGCCAUAUGAAAAGGGUCGCCUCAUCAUCGAAUUUAAGGUAAAUUUUCCUGAGAAUGGCUUUCUGUCUCCUGAUAAACUCUCUUUGCUGGAAAAACUCCUCCCUGAGAGGAAGGAAGUUGAAGAGACUGAUGAAAUGGACCAGGUAGAACUGGUGGACUUUGAUCCAAAUCAGGAAAGACGGCGCCACUACAAUGGGGAAGCAUAUGAGGAUGAUGAACAUCAUCCCAGGGGUGGUGUUCAGUGUCAGACCUCUUAAUGGGGCCAGUGAAUAACACUGCUGGCAUCUUAUGUGCAGUAGUGAAUGAGUGAAGGACUAUAAUCAUAGCUCACUACUUGCUAUUGUUUUUGUUUUAAUAUUCAACUAUAGUAGUGUUUUAAAAGUUAAAUGAAGAAUAAACUCAAAUAUAAAAGCUCAAA
Messenger RNA from Mustela lutreola (European mink), 1484 nucleotides. RefSeq names its product dnaJ homolog subfamily A member 1-like. The record is from RefSeq and is a predicted model, not a curated record. Gene Ontology annotation, biological process: response to heat; protein refolding. Lineage: Eukaryota; Metazoa; Chordata; Mammalia; Carnivora; Mustelidae. Gene Ontology annotation, molecular function: ATP binding; Hsp70 protein binding. The transcript has a single exon. Bases 130 to 1323 code for a protein of 397 amino acids. Gene Ontology annotation, cellular component: cytosol; cytoplasm.